Molecule: messenger RNA, 1575 nt
Organism: Porites lobata
Lineage: Eukaryota; Metazoa; Cnidaria; Anthozoa; Scleractinia; Poritidae
Source: the annotation of a GenBank genome assembly
AUGCUCAUAAACAGUAGAAAGAAGAUUCUGUUAACAGGAGUACCGCAAUCGAGCAGAGCCCUUGACGAAACCAAUAACAAAGUUCACGAAAUAAAUUUCCAUGUGAUGACAAAUGCUACAGAGGAUAAAAAAAUAAAUUUGAAAACAACAUCUAUAGAGAAUAUUUCUCACAUACAAACCCGUCUUACAUCAUUAAUCGAUAGCAAUGACGAGAGUUCUACGUGUAGUGAUGGUGAAAACGUGGAGAACAGUUUAAAGGCGGAUGUCGAAAACUUUGUCAUUCUUAGAAACGCUUUACAGUGGUGGAAAAUGAGCAAGAUCGUUGAGGAAAAAACGGGGCCAAAACUAUUCAAUUUCAAGAAGAUAGUGACUUAUGUUAGACCGUUAAAAACAAAGGCAUUAAUGGAAAAUGAAACAGUAACUGGAGACCCAACAAAAAGUGACAGAAAAAGGCUUACUGAACUAGCCUCGACUUGGGGAUUUGACAUUGUUGAGGUAACGGGUGACGGCAAUUGCCUUUUUACGGCAGUCGCAAUGCAAUUGCAACAAAUGAUGAGCUUGAAUGCACAUAAUGAAUCAUUGUUAAUGUCGCACCUUGCGGAACAGAUGGGAAUAGACACAUCUACAUCCAUCAACGAUAUUGGUAGCAUUCUCAGGAGUAAAGUCGUCCAAGAAUUGAAGGGAGAACGAGUAGAUUUUUAUCAGUCAUUUCUGCCCAGUGAUGUAAACUUUUUGUCGGAGGCAGAUCGUUUUAUCCAAUCGGGAACGUUUUCAGGUCCGCUAGGCGAUCUUAUACCUCUAGCAAUCGCAAACGUUAUUCAAAUACCUUUAUUUGUCUUAAAUCCAAGUUUUUUGACUCCUUUUGUGAUGAUUUCUCCUGAAGGGAUGGUGCCAGCCUCAAACGUCGUCUAUCUCGCGUAUAAUGCAAGUGGUCCAGGACACUAUGAUGCGCUAAUUAUCUCCCAACGUGAUCAGCAGGAGCGAUUCACUUCUGAAACAAACAGCAAUCUCGAUGCUCUCGAGAGUCAGUCCACGCUUUCCACGGAGAAAGUGCCAAUCUCAACUCCAAGAAAACCAUGUCGAUGCGGAGAAAAAAAUAAAUACAAAUCAAAAGCAAAAGCGUCAAGGAACUACAAAGGCAGGUGCAAGUGCAUCAACGAAUACGGUACGUGUAUGAGCGCAUGCAGUUGUUGUGGAUGGUGCCAAGGCAAACAAUGUGGGGGAAACCAAAGGCUUCCUCGAGACAAAAAAUGUAGAACACCGAGAAAGCGAAGUAAAAAAUACAGGCAUACCGUGAAAGCGAAGCGAUCAAGACUUUCACUGGAAGAAAAUGACGAAAAAAUCAAAGAUCCUGGAUUGAAUGAGCUCGAGUUCUUUGUCAUGCAUGCUAUUAUCCAGCAUGUCAACUCAAAGAAUGAUGUCAAAAAUGACAACAGUCAUUUUUGUGACAUGUUUAGCAAAAUAGUCAAAGUCGUAAAUAGUUUCGCUUUUCUAAUGGUUCUUCCCAUAUUUCACCAUUCCUUACAGGUGCUUUACGAUGAAAAAAGAAAGUAUGAUAAGCUAAGGAAACGUUAG